Trichoderma asperellum CBS 433.97 is the source of this 647-nucleotide messenger RNA. RefSeq lists its product as uncharacterized. Lineage: Eukaryota; Fungi; Ascomycota; Sordariomycetes; Hypocreales; Hypocreaceae. The record is from RefSeq and is a predicted model, not a curated record. Gene Ontology annotation, biological process: mitochondrial respiratory chain complex II assembly. Gene Ontology annotation, cellular component: mitochondrion.
CGCCGGUUCUCAGUGGUGGGACAAGAGGCGGCAAAAAUAUUCCACCAACUAGUUGGCUGCAAUAGCCUGGGUUAGCAACGACAUCGCAAAUUGUGCCGGGAAACGAUGCGUCUCUCAGGCCUGCAGAAGGAGGUGCUGGCGCUAUAUCGCCAGUGCCUGCGCGAGUGUAGGAAGAAGCCGCAGAGCACGCGAGCGCACUUUGAGAAGUUUGUGAGAGAUGAAUUCUCACGGAAUCUGGCCAUUGAUAAGCGCGAUUUCGCGGCUGUCGAGUUUCUGCUUCGCAAAGGCCAUCGGCAGCUGGACGUCUACUCUUCGCCUGGGAUCAAGGAUAUCAGGUAGUCAAGCAGGGCGGUCUGGUCUGCGGCGUUCACUUGGGCAGAGCCUUUUAUGCCAUGGAUCGUUAGUAAUGCCUUCCAUGACUUCGGCUUCUACCACUGCCCCUGCCGUUCAUGUAUUUGAAGUCGAAGCAGCAUUUCAUCCUUGGACUUCUCCGCCAAGCGCAGUUGCCCCUGGAUUGGUGGUUGCUCUCCCCUCAGUCGUCUCUCAGUCGAUAUGACAACAACGCGUUUUACAGUCUCUUUUGCAGGCCUGCCUUAGUUCAGCAACAUCUAGACCAUUCCAUUGUAAUAAAGUAUCAUCGUCUCCAC